Pseudophryne corroboree (corroboree frog) is the source of this 1009-nucleotide messenger RNA. RefSeq lists its product as uncharacterized. Bases 169 to 924 code for a protein of 251 amino acids. The record is from RefSeq and is a predicted model, not a curated record. The transcript has 3 exons. NCBI's taxonomy places the organism in Eukaryota, Metazoa, Chordata, Amphibia, Anura, Myobatrachidae.
ACCUGGCCUGGAUGGAGGCACGGAAUGGAUCGUGAGGUCAUAAUGACUGUUAUGACAAAUCCAGUGAACAAAUCCUUAUAGCACUGUUUUGUCUCAUUUGCCAGCAAAGAUCUCUCAGUUCAUCAACUGUGAAAGUACCCAUCAGCGACAACACAGAGACACCUAAUAAUGAGCGCCAGUCAAAGCAAUGGAGAAUUUGUUCCUCAGCAGGAUGAGGACACCACUGGAUGCAUGGAGUUAUCUCACAUAUUGGCUGAAGUCAGAGCUACAACAUAUGCAGAUAUGCAAUAUGCAGAGAUAGCUGAAGAACAUGAUUAUGCCACCUGUCAGCCAGUAAGAGAGGAGUACAGCGGACCAACUGCAGAGCAGGGUGACUGGUCUUAUAGACAUACAUAUGAAGAUCAGAACUACAUGGCGUGCAUGCAUCUAUCUCAGGUGCUGGAGAGGGGCUUUGCAGCAGUGACGUCUGAGAUGCAGUAUGCAGAGAUAGCUGAAGAACCUGAUUAUGCCACCUGUCAGCCAGUAAGAGAGGAGUACAGCGGACCAACUGCAGAGCAGGGUGACUGGUCUUAUAGACAUACAUAUGAAGAUCAGAACUACAUGGCGUACAUGCAUCUAUCUCAGGUGCUGGAGAGGGGCUUUGCAGCAGUGACGUCUGAGAUGCAGAGGCUGAGUAGAAGAGUAAAAGAGGUAGCUGACAACAUGAAGGACUGCUCAGACAGCAUGAGCUUCUAUGCACCAAGAUCAUGGCAGGAAGAAAUGCUGAGCACACUUCCUGAGACAAAUACUUCACUACCAUCUGCAACUCACCUACUCCGGGAUGUGACAGUAAAUCAUGGUCAUUGUCCUCUAGACCCCUGUAAUGCCACUCAGGAUUCUGAUGUGGAAAUCCAGACAGACCUGUCUGAUGAAGCCACAAUUUAGAGCUACCAAGAAGUCAUUCUACAUAAUCCAGAGGAUCACAGCUCAGGUCAAUGUAAUAAACACAAAUUAAAAAUAAGCAAAAAUA